Messenger RNA from Drosophila suzukii, 741 nucleotides. The record is from RefSeq and is a predicted model, not a curated record. Lineage: Eukaryota; Metazoa; Arthropoda; Insecta; Diptera; Drosophilidae.
AUGGCAGAAAAGGCGACCAGACCAAGGAGCGGACUUCAACCCGGAGUGGCACAGCGGCACGAGCGUCGGCACGCCGGAUCCAAGGACACAGACAAUAGAGAUCAGACUGAGUGCGACGCCCACAGAGCGGCGCAGCAGCGCCCAACGAGCGCCCAGCGAGCGGCGUCAGUGCACCACCAGCGGCACCCACGUGUUUAUCAGGAGCGCCCAACGAUCAGCGCCGCCGCUCACCAGCCGCGCUCACCGAGCGCCAUCAGGAGCGCCAAUCAGCCGCGCCCACAGAGCGCAAAACCGUGCCAUGAACAGUACCAACGGCACCCACAGCAGUGUCAGCCGAGCGCCAUCAGGAGCGCCAACCUCAGCAGCGCACACCGAGCGGCUUCCGCGCCCUCAGUAGCGUUCAGCGCCCAUCAGCAGCGCCCAUCGAGCGGCGUUAGUGCCCAACAGGCGCCCUCAGCAGCGCCAACCGAGCGCCAAUCACCGCGCCCACAGCAGCGCCCAGCCGCGCCCUCAGCAGCGCCAACCGCGCCGGAUACGUGGUCACUAGCCACGCUACGAGCGCCACCAGGAGCGCGCAACGAGCGGCCACCGCGCCCUCAGCAACGUCCACCGCGCCGCCAGCAGCGCCGUCCACGGGGCAACGGGAGCGCCAGCCGCAACCACAUCGGUCAGCCACUGCCGCACGUCAGCAGUACCUGCCGUGCGCCCCUGGUAGCGCCCAGCGCCCAGUCACGCCACUAG